CAUGGCGGCUGCUAGGUUGCCUCCGCAUGUUCUAGAGACGUUGUUUUCUUAUUUGGACAUAUCCGAUCUUAGAAAUUGCUCUCUUGUAUGUAAAAACUGGUAUAAAUUUUUAAACGACGAAAAUAACGAUGUAUGGAGGUUACACUGUGUGAGAAAAUUAGCAGAAGAGGCCUUGAAAUCGGAUUUGUUGAGUAAUGUUCCAACUUACAAAGCCAAAUUACGUGCGUUUUAUCACUCCUGGAAUCCAAACGACUGCUCAAGAAACAUAUAUGUGAAGCCAAAUGGAUUUACAAUUCAUCGCAACCCAGUUGCACAAAGCACAGAUGCCGCAAGGGGCAAGAUCGGCUUCAGGACAGGUCGACAUUGUUGGGAGGUUUGGUGGGAAGGGCCACUCGGAACUGUGGCAGUUAUUGGUCUUGCCACCCAAAACUCUUCCAUGCAAGUUCAAGGAUAUGUGUCGCUAGUAGGAAAUGAUGAUCAAAGUUGGGGAUGGAAUCUUGUAGAUAAUCAUUUAAUACAUAAUGGAGACAGCCAAGGCAAUUAUCCUCUAUUGAACAAUGCACCUAAAUAUCAGGUUGGUGAGAGGAUACGAGUGAUUUUAGACUGUGAAGACAAUACGUUAGCUUUUGAAAAAAAUUAUGAAUUUUUAGGAGUAGCUUUUCGUGGUUUACCAGACACACAUCUUUACCCUUCUGUGUCGGCCGUGUAUGGCAACACGGAAGUCUCAAUGGUUUACCUUGGUCCACCGCUGGAUGGCUGACGAUGUGCUCGUGCUCCAAGGGGGGCCGUACAGACUCUGCAGAUAGUGAAUAUUAUAAACUGGGCACCAUAUGCCCUUAAAUUCCAUUCUUGUCAACUGAUUGGCGAUGGAUGACAGUGUGCUUGCCAAGGAGCAGAAGAGAAUGUGAUCAUCUUGUCAUCAAGGGCUCAUUUGGCCCUCAAAGUAUCAUUCUAUUCACGUGACCGGCAACAAACUGUUUUUCGUCACAGCGCAGCAGACAGAUGUUCACAUCAUCAAGGGAUCAGACCGAAAAUUCCAUUUUUAUCACGACUGGCAAUCUGGUGUUGCCUGUGAAAGAGCUGUGCAGAGUCAAAAGCUGAUUCUCAACUGACCAAAAUAAUUCCAUAGUAACAUCAGGGGGCACCUGCCAAAUAGGCAGCAAAACUGUCUAUGGUGAUUGUCAUGCCACAUUUGACAAGCUCAUAUAUUCCAGAUGUGUCAUUAUGUGAGAAUAUUGUUCUUAGAAAUGUUGUUGUCAUGGCAACUGAUUCUAUAGAUUCAUUGUGGGAAAUUUGUUCUUCUCUAUGACUAAGUUACCUAUGCUUUGACAUCUGCUUCCAUAGUAGUUCAUGUCCAAAUUCAGUGUCGGAAACUCAUGUACAUGCUGCAGCCAUUGUCAGAUUGUGUGCCCCAGUAUUUAAAUGGACGAAAAGUUGUUAUUUCUAAAGAGUUACAAGUCCUGUUGAAAUAAUAAGUACCGGUAUUCUGAUUCAAACACUGGAAAUUGAGUCUGUCUGAAUGUUUCCAAAUGCAUUUUGUAUAGAAUCUAUAUAUUUUUCAAAGCUGUUGUCAGAAAAUACCCAAAAUAUUCCCUGAAACGUUGAUCAACCAUAGAUGUAUACAUCAAAAUGAACCAGGUGGACAGAGGGUCUGGCACCCUCGAUGAUCCAGGGUGUCAUAUGUCGAUCAUAUAUUUAUGAAAAAUACCCAAGACCCUUUCACUACCAAAGUUUCUUUUUAAAUUGAAUUACACUGUGCUUACAAUAGACAUACAAUAAUUUAAAACUAAUGUUCAAGAGACAAUCCAAAGGAAGUUACUGAUAUUAAUCAUAAGGGACCACUUGUGAAUAGAGCAUAUGCCUGGAUCUCAGAAGGACGGUGGUUUCAUCCAUGGCCGUGUCGUACCAAAGACGUUUAAAGUUGGUAGUUACCCUUCCUGGUGCUCGGCAUUAAGGACACAGAACAAGGACUGAUCACAUCGGAGUCAGUAUACUGUGUCUGAGUGGCGUAUUCAUGUUAAACAGUGAGCUAGAAUUACAAAAUCGGCAAUAGUCGGGACUAGUACAAGCAGAGACACACACACGUGCAUGCACGUCGCUAUAUAUGCGUGUUAUAAUCUUGAAUGAAACGGUUGACCCCAUGUCACCUCGUCUCACUUUAAUCAAAGGUGAGGUGAGGUGAAAUGGGGUUUAAUUUUACCAUCAGAGAAUAAUCAUCAAUGACAGUAAAAAAUUAAUGAAUCCUCUUAGAUUUUAUUGAAAAAAAUAAUUUUAGUCUGAAAACAUUAGGCUGAAAUACCAAGGCAUGACUACUGAAGUUAAGCGAAGCACUCUGUGUCCCAUAAAGACAGCACAGCUGGCGUAAUGGUCUGAGGUGCCACAAUUUGCUGUGCAGAGUUGCAUCCCUUAGGUAUACCAGAUUCGCAGGGAAUAUUUUGGGGGUUGUCAGCGCCUAGGCCUAGCCGUGCUUGUGGGUUUCACCAAGGUGGUAAAGGUCUAAGACCUGCAUCACCUGGGGUCUCCUCCCACCUCAAGCUGACAUGCUGUGAUAUAACUGAAAUACUGUUCAAUGUGGCAUUAAAACAAAGUCACUCUUUUGUCUCCGAAACCACAGAACUAUUAUCAAUUCCUUGGUAGGAUCCUAACCUAUCGUUGUUCCAGUUGAUUGGAUCAACACUUGAGCAGAUGACUUGAAUUAAUUUGAACAUCAUUUGUGUGAUUUACCAGCCACAGUUACAUAGAUAUUUGUGACAACCUGUGUAAACAUUCAUUCACUUGCCCUCCCAAAUGUAAAUAUAUAUUUUUAGACUUGAUCAGAAAGUGACACAUAAUAGCAUAAUAUGCCAUUUACAAGGAAUGAGAGGAAAGAGGUAUUAGUAGAAUCAUGGGCUCAAUAGGGGGAAAUGAUAAACCUAUUGGCUGGCCUUUUCACUGUAUUUCUUGAAUGUGUCAGAGUUGCCUCCCUUUGUUCAGCUGACAUGAGGCCUGGUUUGUGAGCUGAAUCUAAAAAGAAACUUUGGCCAGCUUUUGGAACUAUUUCUGUCCAUCUGUCACAUGAUACAACACAAAACAAAUCUGCAGCCAUGACCCUGAUGUAAAUCCUGAUUUUUUUCAUUUGUUUUGCCUUAAAGUUGACAUCAAAAUUCAGGAACUGGGAAAAUAUCCUUAAAGUCAUUACUCAUCAAGAGGGGGGUGGGAUUUCAAGUCAUCUCAGGCAACUCAAUUUACAGAGUUGCAUUCCUAAGUUAUGCCAGGAUUCACUGAUUCUGGGUUCAACUCCAAGAUUUGCCCUGAGUGUGAUCCAUUCUUUGUCAACAACAUACCCAUGCUCGUGAUUUUUUGGAAAAGCCAUAAACUUCACUCUAUCCAACUGUAUGAAGUUAUCAUUGUGUGAUAUAACUGAAAUACUGUUCAAAGUUGCCCAAAACACAAGACCCUCUCUCAAUAGACCAUUACCAAAACAUAUUGACCAAAGAGCACCUGUGUGUUAAAACACAUGAUUGUAUUAGUCUGUCAAAGUUGUGUUGAGGUUUUGUGAUUUUGCUGUAUGAAUAAAUGACAUCAUGCACCAUAUGUAUGUGAAAAUGCGAAAGACAGGAACAAUGUUUGUGAAAUAUGCUGUUGGAAAGCUGGUAAAGGGAGAUAACUUUCAAUAUGAGUAACCUCCCUUUGUGUACCUGCACUGGCAUUGAAAUCAAUCAACAGUUUCAAUAAAAUAACUCAAGAGAAAUCUAUUGUUGAAACAUCAUCAUUAAUAUCACAAAAGCAAUAAAGGUUCCAAAAGAAUGGCUUUCCAAAAGAAUGCAUAUUAAGACAUUGCAAAGAAUAACUUAAAGCAUGGGGGAUAUGAUUGUACUGACAAAUGUUUACAGUUGAUGACAAUGUUAUUUCUAGUGUGUUUCUAUGUUCUGAGCAGACCUGGUGAUAAAGGUCUGUUCCUGUGUGAUUUCUUCAUUAAGAGGAGGUGUUCCAGUUACUAUGGUUACAGUCUCUCAACAUCAAAAAAAGUUGGAAUAAGUUUGUUCCAGCAGAGAUGACUAUAAACAAGUUGAUAUGAAUGCAUUUGUUUGUGUGUCUAGAUAGAAACGGGUAAGGUAGUCAGAUCAUAGGAAACUGUGUCCUUUGGAUCAAAGACCUUCAGGGUUCUUUCCUCCGACUAAAUGGGGAUUCCGGGGUAAAACAAGAUCCCCAGCAACCAAUUCUUGAUGUAAGAGAUAACUUAAUGGAUCUGGUCUUCAGGCUGGUCUUCUCAGAAACCAUUGGAAAAUCAUUUUUUAUGAAUGUACAGAGACUGUGUUUAUGCUCCUUCUCUACUAUGAAAUUAGUAUUCAAAAUUGCUGUAAGCCGUCACCAGAAAUAGGGUGUACGAAAUCAGUGGAACUGUAAGUGUUAAAACAUGCGAGUGAGGGGCCUAUUCAAGUGAGUGGCUUCAUCCUUAAUGUAAUUCUGGCCUACAUUCUCUCCCAUUUAGAACCAUGAGUGGCAUGAGGACAUAUUCAUCAUCUUAAGUAAAGAUCCGGGGUAGAAUAGGUCUUCAGCAACCCAUGCUUGCCGUAAAAGGCGACUAACGGGAUCGGGUGGUCAGACUCGCUGACUUGGUUGAUGCCUAGCAUUGAUUCCAACUGCGUGGAUCGAUGUUCAUGAUGUCAAUCACUGGAUUGUCUGGUCCAGACUCGACCCCCGUCAUAUAGCUGGAAUAUUGCUGAGUGCGGAGUUAAACAACAAACAAACAAAUAAGAGCUUUUCAGAAGACAUUUCUCUGUCAUUACCCAGAAAAUUAACCAAAAUCCUUUCCUCCAUCCAAGAAAAGAAAGAUGAUGUUUGUGUUCCUUGUCAGUUAUUGUAGAGGGUCAAGAUGUGAUGCGACUGUGGGGAUUGGUGGUUGGAAUUAGUUCCCAGGAACCUAUGGUCUUCAUAACAAGUGACUUCAUGGAUCAGGUAGUCAGCCUCUGUGACAUGGUUGAUAGCGAUCAUCGUGUCCCAACGGUGUGGGUCUCAUUGCCCAUAAAAUCAAUCACUGCAUUGUCUGGUCCAGACUCAAUUAUUUACAGGCUGCGGUCAUAUUGCUGGAAUAUUGCUGAGUGCGGCUUUAAACAUCAAAUAAUAUGUGAUGACUUAUUGUGUGAAAAGAUGUGCCUCGUGUCUGUGGAUCAAAUAUUACAUGUACCUGAAUGACGGUCCUUGGUUGGCCAGCACCAGGCCUUGUAAGAAGUGAAAUCUAUGACCUACAUCACCUUUAGUGUUACUCCCAACUGUACCUGACUAUAGGAUGUGAAGAUGGGAUAGGGUAGCCUAGUGGUUAAAGCGUUCACUCACCAGCCUGAAGGCCCAGGACUGACUCCCAACAAUAAUGUGGAACUCAUGUCUGGUGUUCCUGGAAUGAUGGUGUGAUGGAAUGUUGCUAAAAGGAGAGUAAAACCCAACAGGCUCACUCACUAAAUAAAUAAAUGAAUAAUGUGUAAUAAAAGAUGUGUUGACUCCUAAACUACUCAAGCAGUCCAUAGUGAUAAUACCCAUGUGAAACCUGUUCACAUUUUAGUAUGUUUAGACAAAAUAAUUGUCUCUUUAUGCCCAGGGGGCGGUCGGGUAGCCCAGUGGUUAAAGCGUUCGCUCGUCACGCCGAAGACCCGGGUUCAAUUCCUGACAUGGGUACAAUGUAUGAAGCCCAUUUCUGGUGUCCCCCACCGUGAUAUUGCUGGCAUAUUGCUAAAAGCGGUGUAAAACCAUACUCACUCAUUCACUUUAUGCCCAGUGUAGGGCAGCGGGACUAAGGGUUGAAGUGUUGGGCUCCCAUUGGGACCUGGGUUAGAUUCCCCGGCAUUUCAGUCGAUAAAUUGUUUGUCCAUGUACCUAGAAAUUGGAACACAUCCUCUUUGUUUUACUGUCAUCUCAUUAUUGUAAAUGUAUCUUUUACAUAUUCACUGGACUUCUUGUCAGAAAUGAUCUUGAACAAGAGGUUUGUAUUAUAUUGUCAGCUUGAUCCUGUUGAUCGACCGUGUAUAUUUUAUAUUUCUAAGUCAUAGUGUUUGUGUAUGCCAGUCUGAAUGACAUCUGCUUAAAUAGUCAAGUGCUCA
Molecule: messenger RNA, 6074 nt
Organism: Haliotis rufescens (red abalone)
Lineage: Eukaryota; Metazoa; Mollusca; Gastropoda; Lepetellida; Haliotidae
Product: F-box/SPRY domain-containing protein 1-like
Exons: 3
Coding region: 2-760 (252 amino acids)
Biological process (GO): proteasome-mediated ubiquitin-dependent protein catabolic process; synapse assembly involved in innervation
Cellular component (GO): synapse; SCF ubiquitin ligase complex
Molecular function (GO): protein binding
Source: RefSeq, a predicted model, not a curated record